This is a messenger RNA of Sorex fumeus (smoky shrew), 1659 nucleotides long. It is a transcript of the gene NTNG2, whose product is annotated as netrin G2. The coding region runs from base 94 to 1659 and encodes 521 amino acids. NCBI's taxonomy places the organism in Eukaryota, Metazoa, Chordata, Mammalia, Eulipotyphla, Soricidae. The transcript has 7 exons. The record is from RefSeq and is a predicted model, not a curated record.
CCUGGCCUCUGUGUCGCCGGUCCAUGCUGGGGCCGCCAGCGCCCCCCGCCCCAGCUGCUGCCGCCCCACCCCGGGGCCCGUGCGGGCGCCACCAUGGCGCCCCUCCUCGCCCUCCUCCUGCAUUGGCUGCCGCUGGCCGCCGCCGACUAUGACAUCUGCAAGUCCUGGGUGACCACGGACGAGGGCCCCACGUGGGAGUUCUACGCCUGCCAGCCCAAGGUGAUGCGCCUGAAGGAUUACGUCAAGGUGAAGGUGGAACCUUCGGGCAUCACCUGUGGGGACCCUCCAGAGAGGUUCUGCUCCCACGAGAACCCCUACCUCUGCAGCAACGAGUGCGACGCGUCCAACCCGGACCUGGCGCACCCGCCGCGGCUCAUGUUCGACAGGGAGGACGAGGGACUGGCCACCUACUGGCAGAGCGUGCCCUGGAGCCGCUACCCCAGCCCGCUGGAGGCCAACAUCACCCUGUCGUGGAACAAGAGCGUGGAGCUGACCGACGACGUGGUGGUGACCUUCGAGUACGGCCGGCCCACGGCCAUGGUCCUGGAGAAGUCGCUGGACAACGGGCGCACGUGGCAGCCCUACCAGUUCUACGCCGAGGACUGCAUGGAGGCGUUCGGGAUGCCCGCGCGGCGCGCGCGGGAGCUGGCGGCGUCGGGCGCGCACCGCGUGGUGUGCACCGAGGAGUACUCGCGCUGGGCCGGCUCCAAGAAGGAGAAGCACGUGCGCUUCGAGGUGCGCGACCGCUUCGCCAUCUUCGCGGGCCCUGGCCUGCGCCACAUGGACAACCUGUACGCGCGCCUGGAGAGCGCCAAGGGCCUCAAGGACUUCUUCACGCUCACCGACCUGCGCAUGCGCCUGCUGCGGCCUGCGCUCGGGGGCACCUACGUGCAGCGCGAGAACCUCUACAAGUACUUCUACGCCAUCUCCAACAUCGAGGUCGUGGGCAGGUGCAAGUGCAACCUGCACGCCAGCCUGUGCUCGGUGCGGGAGGGCAGCCUGCAGUGUGAGUGUGAGCACAACACCACGGGCCCCGACUGUGGCAAGUGCAAGAAGAACUUCCGCACCCGCUCCUGGCGGGCCGGCUCCUACCUGCCGCUGCCCCAUGGCUCGCCCAACGCCUGUGCCGCUGCGGGCUCGGUCGGCAACUGCGAGUGCUACGGGCACUCCAACCGCUGCAGCUACAUCGACUUCCUCAACGUGGUGACGUGCGUCAGCUGCAAACACAACACGCGGGGCCAGCACUGCCAGCACUGCCGCCUGGGCUACUACCGCAACGGCUCGGCCGAGCUGGACGACGAGAACGUGUGCAUCGAGUGUAACUGCAACCAGAUCGGUUCCGUGCACGACCGGUGCAACGAGACGGGCUUCUGCGAGUGCCGCGAGGGCGCGGCGGGGCCCAAGUGUGACGACUGUCUCCCCACGCACUACUGGCGGCAGGGCUGCUACCCCAACGUGUGCGACGACGACCUGCUGCUGUGCGCCAACGGAGGCACGUGCCUGCAGAACCAGCGCUGCGCCUGCCCGCCCGGCUUCGGCGGCGAGCGCUGCGAGCGGCCCCGCUGCGAGCCCGACUGCGACGGCGCGCCCGGCGGCCCGCGCCCCGCCACGCUGCUCGGCUGCCUGCUGCUGGGGCUGGCCGCCCGCCUGGCCCGCUGA